GUACACUCAAUUAAAACGAUGAAGCCUUUUGGGGGGAACGCAAGCACAUUUUCGUUUUAGGCUCUUUAAAUCUAACAUCUUAACUGUUAGAUACUGACUACAAAACGUACAACAUACAUUUUCACUCAAGGGCAACAAUACCAACGCUGCUUAAUUUAAUUUAAAGUACAUUGGUUUAUUUUUAUGAGUUAAAAUGACAUGUGCGCGGGUUGUGAAUGAGCGUCGCUACGUCGUCUUUGCGACGUCCGAGGGGCCCUGAAGGCAGCGGGGCAGCCAGGCUUGUAGAAGGCGGUUAAUGCGUGUUGAGUUGGUUCAUUCCGUGCGGGGGUUCGCACCUGAGGGGUCGCAUGUGGUGCGAGGGAUGCGGUGGGACGUCGCAAGUCUCCGGACGAGGAGCCGGGGUAAAAUACCAACAAGUUUGUGUUGUUGAGUUGACUUGUUUUGGUUUGAAAUGUGCAUGUGAACGUGGAUAACGUCACGCGAGACCUUUGCUCCCCCCCCCCUACUAACUUGUUGGAUUUUAGUCGACACUGUGUGACUGCUUCGUGCAUUUUGGAGGAGUUGUGUUUUUUUUCCCCCUCCACGUGGAUUAAUAAUCAAAGACUGCACAAGAAAAUGGACUUCAACGGCACGGGACUAUAAACCAUUGGUUCUGGUUUUAAAUGGACCUAAACAAGACAAAAGUUUAAGAUGAUUUUUGGUUUGGUUUAAAUCGACCCUAAGACUUUGCAACCAUUUGCCUUGGUUUUAUUUGAAAUGGACCACAAGAAUUUAAGAUCAUUUUUGGUUUGGUUUUAAAUGGACGCCCAAACCACAACAUUUUAAGACCACUUUUUAAUCAAAUGGAGUCAAUGAUGAGGUUACUGCUGGUCCUGCUCAUCCAGAGUGGGUCCGGGGUCUAUGCAGCUUCCAAGGAGAUCUCGUGCGAGCCCAUCACAGUACCCAUGUGCCGAGGCAUUGGCUACAACCUGACCUACAUGCCCAACCAGUUCAACCACGACACCCAGGAGGAGGUGGGCCUGGAGGUGCACCAAUUCUGGCCCCUGGUCCGGAUCCGCUGCUCCCCGGACUUGCUGUUUUUCCUGUGCAGCAUGUACACGCCCAUCUGUCUACCAGAUUACCGCAAGCCUCUCCCGCCGUGCCGUUCGGUUUGUGAACGUGCAAAGCGCGGGUGCUCGCCCCUCAUGAGCCAGUACGGCUUCGAGUGGCCCGAGCGGAUGAGCUGCGAGCGUCUUCCGCGACUGGGCGGCGACACCCUCUGCAUGGAUCAGAACGGAAGCGAGGCGACCACCGCGCCGCCGCCGCCGCCCUUCGCCGUACCAACGUCCAAGAACCGCCACAGAGCAAACGCCGCGGCCCAAAAUGAGCGCGAGUGCCGCUGCCGGGAACCCUUGGUGGCCAUCAAAAGGGAGUCGCAUCCCUUGUAUGGGCGGGUCCGCACGGGGCCGCUCCGAAACUGCGCACAGCCGUGCCACCAGGCGUACUUCUCGGAGGACGAGCGGACCUUCACCACCUUGUGGGUGGGGCUGUGGGCGGCGCUCUGCUUCGCGUCCACCCUCACCACCGUGGCUACCUUCCUCCUGGACAUGCAGCGUUUCAAGUACCCCGAGCGACCCAUCAUCUUCCUGGCUACUUGUUACCUCUUUGUAUCGUUGGGGUACAUCAUCCGGCUGGUGGCCGGGCACGAGCGAGUGGCGUGCGCUCCCCUUUCGGACCAGUUCCACAUCCUCUACGAUACGGGCGGUCCUGCUCUGUGCACCCUGGUCUUCCUGCUGAUCUACUUCUUUGGCAUGGCCAGCUCCAUCUGGUGGGUCGUUCUGUCUUUCACGUGGUUCCUGGCAGCGGGCAUGAAGUGGGGGAGUGAGGCCAUCGCUGGGUACUGUCACUACUUCCAUUUGGCCGCCUGGCUGGUCCCCAGCGUCAAGACCGUUCUGGUUCUGGCCCUCAGCGCCGUGGACGGGGACCCGGUGGCCGGGAUCUGCUACGUGGGCAACCAAAGCCUGGAGAACCUUCGAGGCUUCGUCCUGGCUCCCUUAGCGGUCUACCUGUUCGCUGGCUCGUUCUUCCUCCUCGCCGGUUUCGUGUCGCUCUUCCGCAUCCGCGGUAUCAUCAAGCAAGGCGGCACCAAGACCGACAAACUGGAACGUCUCAUGAUCCGAAUCGGACUCUUCGGGGUGCUCUACACAGUGCCUGCUGCGGUCGUGGUGGCCUGCCUGGUUUACGAGCAGCACCGCCGCCCAGAUUGGGACCAGGUGCUGGCCUGUUCUUGCGCAGCCGAGCGCCAGCGGCUGGGUGGCGGACCCGAUUAUGCCGUCUUCAUGCUCAAGUACUUUAUGUGCUUGGUGGUGGGCAUCACAUCGGGGGUCUGGAUCUGGUCUGGGAAGACCUUGGAGACCUGGCGCAGGUUUCUGGUGCGGUGCUGCCCCUGGUGGCGCCACAAGGUGGCGGCUCCGUCCCCUGUGUAUGCAGAGGCCGCCGCCGCUUUAACGGGACCCGUUCCCGGAAUGUACCAUAAAGCCCCAUCUCAUAUAUGACACUUAAGUCCUUAAACCCGGGGCCUGAAGGUCUGGAUCUUCAGGCCCAAGGAACCACACUUAAACCAGUACUUCCUGACGCACUCACAGACUAAACGUUAUUUAUUGAUGUAAAUAUUAAAAGAAGGUCCAGGUCCUGGCUAUUGGUCUUGGACUAUGAAGGUGUACAUAAAUGUAAAGGGAACUAACUUAACUUGAGCUUCGAAUACAAGUUUCAGUUAUUGCUUUUGGGCCUUCAGCGCCAUCUGCUGGUGGCAAGAAGGGCUGCUUAACAUGAUUGCCCAUACUCUGACCCAUCGGAAACAAACGUUUGUCAUGUGACUCGUAUGUUCAUUUCUACUUGGCAAAUGCUGAUGUCUCCUUGACUCUGUGGCAGUUCCAGUCAGCUUUAAAAAAAAUUAUUAAUAAUGGUCCACUUUAAAUUCUGCAGUUGCUCAGUUUCGAUUAUGAUAAAUCUGAAUGGUCACUUGAGCCGGAGCCUUUAAAAUUUUUUUUU
This is a messenger RNA of Hippocampus zosterae (dwarf seahorse), 3030 nucleotides long. RefSeq names its product frizzled class receptor 5 (gene fzd5). The record is from RefSeq and is a predicted model, not a curated record. The coding region runs from base 843 to 2534 and encodes 563 amino acids. The transcript has a single exon. Gene Ontology annotation, biological process: non-canonical Wnt signaling pathway; canonical Wnt signaling pathway. NCBI's taxonomy places the organism in Eukaryota, Metazoa, Chordata, Actinopteri, Syngnathiformes, Syngnathidae. Gene Ontology annotation, molecular function: Wnt receptor activity; Wnt-protein binding. Gene Ontology annotation, cellular component: plasma membrane.